AUGGCCGACGGGCCUCCGCCACUCCCUUACUCCCUCCGCCAAAGAAAGCGCUCCAUUGCGUUUUUCUGGACACUUUUCGUGAUUGACACACUCGCCCAACCGCUAAUCCUCUACUAUGCGCUGCGAUACGCGACAGACCUAUCACUCAACCUUGUCUUCUCCAUCAGUACGGCGGCCUUGGGUGGUGUUUCCGUCUUCGAGUUUUUCUUCCGACUGUAUAAUCUGAUGCGAAAGAACUCGAGAGCCAGACCGCUGAAUGCACGCAAAUCAUGGGGACAAAGGCUGAUAUAUGAGCAGCUCGACUUUUUUCAAAUCAACUUCACUGUCGUAUGGUUGAUCCUCGCCGUCGAAUUGAUUGUUGGUACCAUCCCGACCAUUCCAUACAUCCGCCUACUCGCAAUGCCCCUUCCUACCGUCAUGUUCUACUUCGGCGGUGUCCACCUUACUCUGGAUAUCCUUCGCAUGUUUGGCUACAAAGCUCCCUUUCGCAUAUCCUCAACUCCACGAGGCUCCGUGAUGCCUACCGCCCUCUACGUCCUCGUCGAGGACAUUGUUGCCGUAGACGGAGGCGGCGGCCAGAGUUUUCGCUUUGCCCUUCGCACUCGCUACUUAUCUAGCCCUUACUUCCGCCGUAUGCUCUUCGAAAUGAAUUGCUUUUGGGCCGGUGGCUCCCUUAUCGCAGCUGCAGCUAUUACAGCCAUCAUUUUUACAACUCCGGAAAAUGUCGCCUAUACUCUUGGCUGGUCCCUCCCGUUUGCUUGGGCCGGUAUUUGGACUUUAAUUACAUUUCCCUGGGUGCAAGCCGAACUUCGCCGUGAAAAGGAAACAUGGAGUCUUGUGCAGCAAAACCACGGCGGGGAGCCUUUCACCGAUGACAUCACUGCUAAUCCACGCACACGAAUGAACUCCAUCCAGGCACGUAUUCUGCCAUCAUUCGCACGCGAAAAACCGACUUCCCCCGAGAGCUUGUCUACCACGGAAGAUAGACAUAGUAAUUUCCCUGAUACCAUCCGGCCCGAUGUUGCAGAGGAAACCACAAGAGCUACUAGCCAUGUUGACUUUGUGGGCGCAGCCACCGCCGAUGAAGGCGUUAUUGGUGCUGGAGGGCUCGAGCGAAGCGCUUCUCGUUCUCACAGUCAUGAUCAUGCCGCCAUCAGCAACAGCAGCAGCAACGCUGAUCCCAAUCGAGACAUUGAAAAACAAGAAGAUCCCACAGAAUUCCCAGACAGGAUUUGA
This is a messenger RNA of Talaromyces atroroseus, 1236 nucleotides long. RefSeq lists its product as hypothetical. The transcript has 5 exons. The coding region runs from base 1 to 1236 and encodes 411 amino acids. The record is from RefSeq and is a predicted model, not a curated record. Lineage: Eukaryota; Fungi; Ascomycota; Eurotiomycetes; Eurotiales; Trichocomaceae.